ACAUUUCCUGCGGGAAGGAGAAGGUGGAGUUUGGCCCUUUGUUCUAGAGCCUGGAGAGCUGGUCAAACAGGAAGAGCUGAUUUCAAAUUGCAGUUGUAGGGUUGGAGGAGGAGGAGGGUUGAUGCUGAGAGCCAGGCGGCACCAGAAGAAGCGCGAAAUAGGUGGAUGGUCAAGAAGUGCCAAGGCAGCUGCAGCUGCAACAAGGCCAGCUCCCAGGUGCUCUGCAGAGACAACGAGAACAGAGGACUUUAACUCAUGUAUUUUGAUGGCCUGAUCCCAAACUGCAAAGAUGUGUCGGCUGGGUGAGUUGGCUCCUCUCCAAAGUCAAAGGCAAGCGGGGCAGGGCAGUCCCUUGGCACUUCCCUUCCCUAGAAAGGUGUCAGUACCUUCAGGCUUCCUUGCAACAGUGCCAAGUGUCCCACGAUGCAACCAGACACAGCUUAAGAGGUUUGGCUCAGCAUCUUCAAUGGCAGCCAACCUGGCCACCCUCUGGCUAGUGGAUUACAGCUACUAUUAGCGUUAGCCAGCAAGGCUGUGCUGGUCCUGGGACUGAUGGGAGUUGCAGCCCAAAACAUCUGGAGGGCACAAAGUUGGUGAAGGCUGUUCUGUGGCAUCAAAGGGAUCCUGGGUUUCAGCAGUAUAUGAGGUCAAGGCACAGUGUUUGAGAAAGUGAUUUGCCCAAGGCUGGCUAGUAGAAUAAAAAUGGAACUCCUAUUUUCUUCUUCAGCUCUUGGUGGUUUUUGUUCUUUAUAAACAGCUUUGGUUAGAACCAUCAGCACACAUGGGACUUUACAAAUUUUCAUAAUCCCCCCCCCUGCCCAAAAGGCAGGCACCUGUGCCUAAGGUGCUUAAGUGAAAUGUUGACAAGUGAAGAAAACAGGGAGGAAGACUGUGCGCCCUGGGAAAUCACCUGUCUGCAAAGAUGAUUUCCAGAACAGAUUCCUGAGAAGUACCUGCCCCCACCGGUUACCACAUUGACCUGCAAGAGCAAAAACGGGAGUCUAAACCACUAGCAUGCUGAAUGUCCUUUACAAUUUUACCUUCUCCUCCCUCCCCCCACCCAAAAACCCUACUUGCAGCCUGUAGACUUUGGGAUGUUCUAGCAGGAAGAUGACCUUGAUUGCUGUUUGCUGUUUAACGAGUGGUUAAUCUUUAAAGACACGGACUUGUUUUCCAAAGGAAAUGCCACCUUGCUGGGACUUCCUUAUGGAGCUUGAGUCAACAUGCCUGAAUGUUCUCCAUAAACCCUUGAUCCAAUGGUGUGAAAUUUUCCCUCUGAAAAGGUGUCUGUCUCCCCACUUCCUCUCUCUGUCUCUGUCUCUCUGCCUUGAUCUGUGGAAGGUGGCUCUGCAUCUUUCUGUUCUGCAACACAGUUGUGGUAAAGAGGAGCUUGCCCCACAAACAGCCACUGAGGUUCCUUCGCUUCCUUUCUGGAAGGGAAGUGUUGAUCCUCAGGCCUGGAACGCUUGACUAGUCUGGAGAUCUGGAAGUUGUGCCUUUUGUCAGGCUGUGGCUGGGGACUCCCAGCUCUCACCUGACAGCCCGGCCCAGUGGUUUUUCAACCUUAGAUUCCCAGAUAUUGUUCAACGUCAACUCAUAUCAUCCCAUUGGCUUUGGGGGCUGGGGCUGAUGGGAGUCCAACAGUGUCUGGGCACCCAAGAUUGAACAACAUCGGCCUAGCUUACAGUUACGCCUCUGAGAGACCUUCCCUGUGCCCUAGUCCAAAGAGCAAUAAAGUGUGCACACAGUGCAAAUACUGUACAGGUGCAGAUAAGCACCACAGGGGAAUAUUGAGAAUGGUUCCAAACUUGUUCCUGCAUCUGAGUUAGGUUAACUUGCCUUCCUAACCAUUGACUCUUGCAAAUGUUUAACCUAUUGUGUUGCUCCUUCCCUCCCCAUAUCCAGCAUUUUUCAGUAAAUGAAAUGUAUAUCAUUCUGUAUAUUGGGCACUACACCAGCAAUCUGGCAAGAUAAAUGGUUGCUGUUAAUGGGCAAAGAUGCAGGGGGGCUGGAAAUAGAAAAGGUGUAAUUUUUCGGUACAAUUUGUAUAUCUUUGCAUAUGGUAGUACAUUGUGUAUCUUGAUUUAUAGUCUCAUUUCUGUCCUGUCCUUCUCCAAACAUAUAAUAAAAGUAGAAAGUCACCAUAAGAAAGCAAAUAGUGUGAUAAAUCAGCAAAAAGUGGGUCCCCUAAAACCUGUUCUAUGGUCUUACAGAAAUUCCAUCUGCCUGGCUGAGGCUUCUGGGAGUUAGCGUGGUGUCACUAUAGAGUCGGUCCAAGAUGUAGCCAUUCAGUAGCCUUCUGCAUCAGACCUUUGGUCCAUGUAGCCCAGGGCUAGGGAAUCUGCAGCCCUACAUAAGUUGUUGGACUACAACUCCCAUCAUCCCUGGCCAUGCUGAUAGGAGUUGGAGUCUAAUAUUAUCUGCAGGACCCCAGGCUCUCCAACAGGAAUAAUAGAUUUAUAGAAUUGGAAGGGAUUUUGAGACUCAUCUAGUUCAACCCCAUGCAAUGCAGGAAUGUUUUGCCCAAUAUGGGGCUUGAACCCACAACCCUGAGAUUAAGAGUUUAAGGCUUUACCGACUGAGCUAUAAGAACAUAACACAGGAAUCUGUCUAGUACUGAUUCAGGCUCUUGGUCCAUCUUUCUCAGUACUGUCUGCAUUGACUGGCAGCAGCUGUUGGGACUGUCGGUCAGAGCAAGCAAGAUUCUCCUUCCCUGGAAUACUUUAAAAGGAGAUGGUUUACCCUCCAAUUGUUUUCAUCUUGAUUUUCAGGAGAUAUUGUAUAUGUCUGUGGUAACUCCAGCUGAAACACAGCAUAGGCAUUGUAAAUCAGGAGCCUACCAAAUCUGCAAUGUUUUAGCUCUUUAUUUAAAGUAUUUAUUUAUAUUCCAUCACUUAGGGCUUUGACCUCCCAAGGUGAUGUUCAAUCAAAGGAGAUACAUUUAAAAUACUUUGCAGAGGGGUUAGAAACAUAAGAAUCAGAAUCACUGGCAUUAAAAUGUUGUCAAACAAAGGCAGAAGGGAACAAAAUGGCCCUCAUAGCUUGUUUUGAAUGUGAGUGUUGAAAGGGCCUUUCGUAGUUUCUGUAGGAAGGUGGGGCCACAAGCAUGGGGCCACCACCAGGAAAGCCCUAUAGCUCUUGCGUCUGCCACACUAGUAAAAAUAUUUUUUACUCAUUUUCCUACCACACUCAGCAUGUGCCUUAUCCCUACCCCCCAAAAAACCCCUCUCUGCCAGUGCUUUUCUUCCCUUGAUCUUUUAUAUGUGUUUCUUCCUCCGAUAACAGCUUUCCGCUCUUACCUCUUUUCUUUCUAUUUCCUCCUCGUUACUAUAUUGCUGCCCAGCAACUGUGUUUCUCAGAUGAGGCACCACUGAGACUGCCAUUUGCCCCAGAGUUGCAUUUAGCCUGUACUAGAAACAGGCCUUUUAGUGUCUGAGUUCCAGCUCUCUGGAAUAAAUGACCAGCUGAAAUAUAUACCUUAUUUGGAGGUCUAAGCUGGCAGUGACAGAGCAGGAACAAGAUCUUGGAUCACUUCGGGAAAACUUGGUAAAAAUGUUGUAGCACAUGGAAGCCUGGAGGUGGGGUGUGUGGAAGGGAAAUUCCAUUCUAGGGAUUCUUAGGAAAGGAUCAACAUAAAACUGCCACGUUAUAUCAACUCACGUGAUGCUUUUAUACAAAUCUGUGGCACAGCCACACUUGGCGUCCUCCAUGUAUAUAGUUCUGUGACCUUUCAAAAGGGAUACUGUAGAAUUGGGGAAGGGGCAGAAAAGGACAACAAAGGCAGCUAUCAAGCAGCUGAAAUAAAUUUCCCUCCCUAUGUGGGAAGAUUAUGAUGUUUGGGACCUGAACUUUCUAAACUAAGGUUUAGAGCAGGGGUCGGCAGACUAAGGCCUGGGGGCCAGAUGCUUUCUCUAGGCGGGCAGGAAGCCCAUUUCGUGCCACCGCUGCCAGCUUCAGUGAAUGAGGCAGGCGGCAAACCGAGAAGGUGGCUGGGUGUGUGUGUAUGUGUAGGAGGAGGACUACUUGCCCCCCUCGCAGUGUGCAUAGCAAUCUGGUUUUUUUAUAGAUGAUAGAUAGAUAGAUAGAUAGAUAGAUAGAUAGAUAGAUAGAUAGAUAGAUAGUCCGGCCCUCCACAAGCUCUGAGGGACAGUGGACCGGCCCCCUGCAUAAAAAGUUUGCUGACCCCUGGUUUGGAGAAAGGGUAAGUAAGGGGAGGGAGACAUGAUGCCUGGCAUGGAAAGGGGGAGGUUUUUAAAAUUUCUAACUAGUGCUCCCAAUGGGAGGAAGGGCAGGGCAAUAAGGAUGAAAUAAAUAAUAAUUUUCCUCUGGCUUUGUUUUACUUUGCAACAUUCCAUGCUGUGGGUCUAGGUGAGAUUGGCUUGUGAGCCAGACUCAGUCCUGGAAGAAAGACCUCGCCUCCCUCUCUUUCAGGUCACCUUGACUCCAGCAGUGCCCAGAAGCUCUUGAUGAAAACAGGACUCAUCCUGAUAGUCAUUGGCCACCUAAACUUCAUCACCAGCGCUCUGGUCCAUGGGACAGUGCUGCGGCACAUUGCCAACCCGCAUGACACCAUUUCCCUGCAGUACGCCAUCUCCAACAUUGUGACCGUGAUCUCUGCCAUCUUGGUACGCCUUUCCUUGCAGGGUCUUUGCUGGAGGAGGGAAGACUGACGUGCCUUCUCAGGGCCAGCUCUGCAAAGGCAGAGAGGGUGCCCUUGAAGUUCUAGGAAAUGAACUAAAUGUGCUCCAGUUUGGGAUAUGGUUGGCAGAGAGCAAUUAAAAGUUGUAGUAGUAGUAUCUUGCAGUGUAGUCCGCCCCCAAUGGUGUAGCUGAGUCAACCCCUUUUCUGGCUUCCAUACAAGUAAAUACAUAGUUGCUAUUCCCUCUUAUGAUGGGGGAAAUGAUGUGCUUUUAGGGUAGGGAACCUGUGUUCUGUUUGAGGUUGGGGGCUUCUGGUCUACUGUGGGAAUGGCCAGAGCCAAAAUUGGGGGAGCACUAAUCUUUAGUCCCCCACAUGCAAAUAGAUGGUGCAAAGUUCUCAAAUGUGCUUUAUUUGCACAUAUGGCCCCUUGAAUGCACCAUUUGGAUUUUGGGGAUUUGGCUUCCCACACACACAGCCCAGCUUGUAACCUUGUAAAACUCUUUGCGGUGUGUUAUUUCCUGUCAUCUGUCACCCCUUUGCAGACAAUCUCCUGCGGAAUAGCAGCAAUUGUGCUCUCCAGAUAUGUAUCCCGGAAAUCACUGGUAAGAAACCCCUCUCUUGGAGCAGAGGCAUCUCCCUUAAGAGGCGGGUCAUGUUUCCGAGUGGAGGAGCCCUUCAAGGCUCUUAGUUACACCCAGCUGUUUAUCGAAGCCUUGACCUUCAGGCAAGGGACCCUCUUUUUCAUGAGACCCACCCCCAGCUAAGUACUCUCCUAUCUUAAGUUACUGUCAGCUCAGCUGCCUGCCCCACCCAGGAGAUGAGAUGAUGGCAUGGAAAGUUUGAUAGCUUCAGAAGUUGUAAAAUAUCCCCACUGGCUGCAGCUCAAGAAUCGGGGGAGUAAAGAGCCCCACCCAAGAAUGAUUGGUUUCCACAUUGCUACCUUGCAAUCUAUUUGACUCCUUCCUGGGGCUGCUCCAGGAGCGGGGGGGGGGGGGACGACCCGCUUUCUGGGAUGGUGGCUGUGUCAAUUUCGGUGUGGGGAUGCUUGGCUUGGGGAGGGGACGGGCAUAGAAGCCAGCCUGCAGGUUUUGAGGUGUGCCACGUUUAAUGCCUGGCAUCUCAAUUUGGCUUUGAGAGAGUGGUGAUUAAGCUGUCGACAAAUCUUUAGAAAUAUAUAAAUGACUGAAUGGAUACCAGAGCCCAAAUACAACAGUGAAAGAAACACUUUGCAUGUUCCUGGGAGUUUGUGGGUGUCCAAGAAACCUGAGCUCUCUGCUCAGCUCCCAGAUGAUGCACCCCGACCUUAGAGUGUCCUUUCCCAUGGUCACUUUGGGUGGGAUUUGGACCCCUUGCUCCCUGCUGCAGCAAGCCAUGUGUGCCUGGCCUAUUUGACUAGCAGACCCACCACUGUGUUCUCUCCAUUGCAGAGAUGGGCCGUUUUCUCCCUCAGCAUCAGCAGUGCCCUCCUCUCGCUGUUCUGCUCAGUGGGGCUGGCCAUCGCCAUCAUUUACACAUUCAUCAACAAUGGGCGAUCCCUCCUGGCUCGUUGCACCUUUGCCAACGUGGAUAUCAUCCAGAUUGCACACGAGUGCCCUUUUGACCCCACCCGGGUCUACGUAAGUCUGCCAAGUGGGCUCCAGCCACAAGGGAGCUCUUGGAAGAAGCAAUGGGAGAGGUGCUAAGAUGGAGGGGGUGGGAUUAUAAAAAGCUUCUAGUGUAACGUUAGGGUUCUAGCAUGGUUUAGUUCCUAACCUCUAGGGACACUUUAAUGCUGUUCCUUUUUCCUGCUGAGGAUCCUCUGCAGUUUGCAGAAGUCUCUAGAGUCCAUGCACACUCAUUCAGCUAAUGCAAGACCUUAGCUGGGUCAUCUCUUGCGUUUCCUUGUCGCCCCAUCUGGGAUUGUGAUAUACUCUGGCCCUGGAUUGCAUGGGUUGAUUGCAAAUGCUGCAUUAGGUGAUCCGGAGGUCCUGCCUUCAUGGUUCUAUGAGGCAUUGGGUUUUGACUCCAAAAAUUUGAAGGCCCCCCUCAUGCCCUCUUUCCUCCCUCCCCACAGAGCUCAGCUUUGGUCCUUUGGGGCAUCUCCUUCCUCCUGGAUGCCAUAGAGAUCAUCUUCAGCAUUCGAUGCUUCCUGGUCACCCUUGUGCUCCUGAAUCUGAGGCUGUGUCACAGGCGGACACGCAAGAAGAAGGUACAAAUCUCCUUGCACCACCCUCCUGAUUCAGGUUCUUGUCUCCUUUGGUCAUGUACUUUGCAGAAGGGUUUGCUUUGCGAUUCCCCCACUCUACCACCACUCCCAAAUUCUGAUAGCUCCUUGCACCUCCAGAUGUUGCUGGAUUACAACCCCCAAUUGUUGGCUAAGGUGGGCUGAUGACAGUCCAGUAGCAUCUGGAGGGCCAGAGGUGCCCCACCUGUGUAAUAAAACAAAUAAAUUAGAGGCAGGAUCUAAGAUCUGAGACCGAGGGAGGCAGGUGAAGAUCAUACUGGGGACUGCUCUAGCUGGACUGUCCCCUUCCCCACCCAACUUUACAUGUAAUAUCAUUUGUUUUAACCCUUUUAACCUCACAGGGUGCCUUGGCAGAAAGGCAGUAUAAUAAAUGCAAUGAAUAAGCGAAUAAAUGCCACAAUGCAGGGAACAUCUGUGGCCCUCCAGGGUUUGCUGGGCCCCACCAAUUCUAACCCUAACCCACUGGCCUCGUUGGCUGCUGGGAGUCUACCAGCCCCUCUGGUUAUGUCAGUUGCCUGCUUCCAUUCUUCACAUUGGCCUUUGCCAGCUUGGAAGCCUUCCAGAUGUUUCGAACUACAGCUCCCCAUCAGCCCCAGUGAUGGUGGCUGUGCUGGCUAAGGCUGAUGAUAAGCUGCUAUCCAGAACAUCUAGAGGGCAUCGAGUUAACGGUGGCAGCUUCAGAUGGUAGGCGAAUGGUCUGCAGAGCCUUUACUCUGCAAACUGAAAGCAAUUCCGCAGGGCAGCCGAGGCUCUUAACGCUGGCCUUCUCCUCUGAUGCAGCUGGGACCCUGAAACUCCUGGAUCCAAUUACGCCUGUCAGAAUCUUGUCAAAUAUUCAAAUUCAAGCCCUCUGGGGCCUUUGAACCACCCCUGAAUAAUUUGGCCAGUGUCAAAUAAUUAGCAAUUUGCAACUCAUUGGUAAAUUUGCAUCUAGUUAAUUCUGGCCGUACCUAAUUUGCAAUAUACCUGCCAAUAACAGAACCUUUCUAUCAUUUGUGCAUCAGUGUGUCUGUGUGCCAGCUCCGUAUACACCACCCUGACAGUGACACUGUGACCCGAUUUGGCACAUAAGAAGAGCCUGGCUGCUGGAUCUGGCCAAAGGGGGCCCAUCCUGCCUCUUCUGGGGAGCCCACAAAGCAGCGCCUGACUGCUGUGAUUCUCAGCAACUGAAAUAGCACAACUGCAUCUUAUGCACGUUUAAAUUGCAUUAUUUCAACCACACAUGAUUGAAGGUCGGCUGGCUGAAGUCCCACAAGUGAAAUGCAAGAAUGGCAGUGUUUUUAAACUUUCUGUCUUGCUGCUGGGAGGGGGGGCAGCACAAGGCCCUCUUGGUGGGCCUUUUUGGGGAUGCUCUUGGAGUGCUGUCCCGAGUUCCUGCAAGAUCUUGCAGAAGUAUCGCUAUCAUUCUGGAGCUGGUGUCCUGAGCGAGUCUUGCCCUGCAAUCAAGGCAAAGGGCUUAAAAGCUCUUUUUGCAUGGGGAAACUGUGGCAGAAAAAGAAGCACCUUCAACUGACCCCAGAAGAGCUGUUUGAAUAUGAGACAGCGGCACAUCACAGACAUCUGUGGUGACCUAGCUGCCAUAUUUACUCUGAUGAAUGCCAAUGGGAUCUGUUCCAAACGCUCAUUAAAGUUUUAAUCAAAGGAAUGUGGUCCAAUGAUCUAGAUGUCUGUUAUCUACAAACUGCCCCCUCCCAACCUAUGAACAACUGGUUAACUGUCAAGACAAGUGAGCUUCCUGAUCUGAUGAACUCCUCCUGCCCCCUUGCCCAGUUUGCUAUGUGAUGAAUGUUCCCUCAUGUGACAAACUUCAGUAUUUACCCCCUCAGUGAGCAAUUGUUUUCUGUGAGAUUUCCCUUGUGUGGUUAAAAAACAGCAACACGUUCAUUCUGAGAAACAGAAAUGACCUUGAAGUGGCUUUGCUGCAUUUGGACUAUUGUUAAUUCCGGCCUUUUUGAUUUAUAGGUCUCCCUGCAGAUUGUCAUGCCUGAGACCAGAGAAAGCUGCGAGGGCCACAAUCUCCUGAGGUUGGACCGCAUGGAGACGGCGCGGCUCUAGAGGCCAGUUGUUGCCGCCGCCCAGAUUGCGGCUGCUCUUGCAGUGUCAUCUGGUGGCUUCCUCUGCUUCGCGGUCCAGCCUCACUCCAGUCUGCAUGGACGUGGCCCCUCGUGCUUCCUCUCCGCAGUGGGCGGUGCCCAAAGCUUAGCAACUGGGAUCCAGAAGCGGGAGAACAGUGGCCUCCCUUGAGGCCCAAACCUUUUACUGCUCUGAUUAGCACUCUGGUGCUUUGUGCUGAGAAAUCGACCCCAAGCGCUCCUCUCCUCCAGAACGAAGGGAGCUGCCGGGCCCACGUGGCUCCCGUGAGCAUCUGAAAUGACUCUGCGGGCCAUUGCACUGAGACAAAAAAAAAACCUUUUAUUUUUGAAGCUAUUAAAAACAAACAAAGCCUGUGGUUCCCUUCCCCCUCCCGCUUCCUGCAUGCACUCCUGUGAUGGAUGGAUGAAGGACUGAUGCUUCCACUUCUGCAAUGGGGUGGAGCUGGGUUCUUCUCCAGAGCGGAGGGGUGGCAAUACUCUCAGCCAUUUCUGAGGUAGAAAAGGGGACUGGAGCUCCGUCGUGAGCAAACAGCCCUCUUUGAAGAAGGAGGGUGGUGGGUGGGAUGGCAUUGAUCAACGAAUGCUUCCUUGGACUAAUCGGGGGGACAAAUUUUGACUGGAGGGACUGCGAUUCUUGGAAGCUAUUUUGCAUUAAUUUAGAAGGCAAUGGAAACGGAUCUAUGGAAGACGGCCUUUUCCUUCUAAGAAGGCGUGGUAGCAUUUCUUUGUGAAAUUGUAAAUUAAACUGACACUGCCUUCAGUAUGUUAGAAGGGCCAUCUGCAUUGAAGAUUUGGGAAAUUUAAAUUUUAUGCAUUAAUUUAACCAUUGACAGGUUAAGAGGCAGCUAAUUAAUCGGCUAAACAAGUUGUACAUUGGUCUCUGCCAACCUUGUGCCCUCUAUGUUUUGGAUUAUAACUUCCAUCAGCCUCAGCAUCAUAUGGUUGCAUGAAGCUGGAGCUGAUGGGAGUUGUAGUCCAAAACAUCUGGAGUGCGCCAGGUUAGCAGAGGCCAUGGCAAAUGGUGCCAAACCUCACCACCUUCUGCCCCACUGGCCAUUUCCUCUUGCCUCACAGCGCCUUCUGCUUCUUCUCCAGCCUUGGGGUCAAUUGCAAAGGGCACCAUCUCUCAGGGCUGCUCUGAAUGCCAACCCCCAAUUUUAGCUUCCUACUAUUCAUCCACACAGAACGGCAUAAAACAUUCCAUCACAUCUUGGAUAGUAGAGCUGGACAGCAAGCUUGUGAUGACGCCCUCCAUUUCAGAAACAGUUGUGUGGGCUGUACUAUUCACUGUAUUUGACUGGGAUGCCUUCACAUUUCCUCACCCAGUUAAUCCUGCUUGCCAUGCAUCCCAACCUACUGCUAAAGUUCUAAGCCCAUGUCCACUGAGCCCCCUCCCCACCAAUUGCAAAUACUCACUGAAAUAGCAGGGCAGGGAAGAAUGGACUUCAGUGCACACGUGGCAGGUGGAGUCUAAAACUGUUGUCUGGGCAUGCUCUAUGCUUCUAGAGAUGGGUGGGUUAACAAAAAGGCAUUCCAGAGCCGGAAGACCAUUGGGGUGAGUGGUCUGGGGGGAGCAGACUGAUUCAUUAGUGCAACAGUUCUCCUGGGUAGGCUGGGAUUCAUCUGGGCAAACCAAACUUGCUGCCUCUACCCAUGGUGUCUCCUGCAGCCACACCCUGAGAACCCCAGCCUUCAUUUAAAGUGGACUUUCAGCUCUUGGUAAUUGUUGCUCCCUGCUUGCCCUCCCCAAGAGCAGAAAUAAAAGCCCAACUCCAUAGAAGCAGAAAUGUGGGUGGGUGUUCACUGGGCACAUGUAUGCAAAGGAACAGAUUUUGAUUGCCUGGUUCCAGGUUUCCCAUUUAUUUGCAAAGCACACACCCAUGGGUUGUGUGGCCAAGCCCUAUGUGGUUCUUGGCCGGGAAGGGAGGCAGCCAGAUCUGGCCAGCCUGCACAGGUAGUAGCCCAGCUGCCUGCUUCUGAUCUCUCACCCACAAUGCAGCAACAGGAACUGCCUCGCUGAAGCUCAAUGUGGGGCCUGGUGAAACAUGCAACAUGGACAACGUGUCUGUUUAUUGAGGCCUCAGGACUCUCUUAUUAGUGCCAACUGAAUCUGAGCCAUCCAUGUGUAUUGAAUUGUACAGUUGGAAGGGAAUCUUGAGAUCCAUCUAGUCCAACCCCCUGCAAUGCAGGAAUAUGCAGCUGUCCCAAACAGGGAUUGAACCUGCAACCUUGGCAUUAUCAGCACCCGGCUCUUAACCAGCUGAGCAUAUGGAUACCCUGGGUCAAAUCUCACACCCAUUCAUUGGUCGUAGCUGAGUCAUUGCUCUCUCACAGCCUUCAAUCUGUAAUACAGAUUGUCCUACCUUACAAGGAUGGUGGUGAAGGAUUAACUGGUUGUGCUCAAGAGGAAAUUGAGGACGUUUUUAUCUGCCCAGGCCAUUGGGUAGACACUGGAGUUGUAUGACUCUGGGGUUUAUUAUUAUUAUUUUUGUACACUGGAUAUUGUUGUGUUUUUAUGUUGAUAACUGACUGCCUUGGACAUCUUUCACAGAGGGAGAUGGGAUAUAAAUAAAACUGAUAAAUAAAUAAAUUACAGACAUGUGAAAGUGCUGAAGGGAUGUGAAUGCUUAACCUUGGCUGUUGAGGGGUUGGCUUCUGAAGCUGUUCCUCUAUGGGCAGCCUUGAGACCCGAUGAGUCCCUUGCAGCUUUUCAGGGUCCGAUGGAGGAGCUCUCCCCGACUGCACCAGGUGCUCUAAGGUGUGCCCCCUGAGACAACAAAUGUGGGAAGGCUUAAGGAAGGGGGCUUGGGCUAUUCCUUUCAGUGGCGCUUGAAACAGAGGUCAAGGAUGACCCUCUGCCCUUCCUGAAACAAACACGCAAGGAAGGUGUGGGUUACGAAUGAACCAACUAAAUAAAUUGCCCUACAUGCUGUC
Podarcis lilfordi (Lilford's wall lizard) is the source of this 11892-nucleotide messenger RNA. The record is from the annotation of a GenBank genome assembly. Lineage: Eukaryota; Metazoa; Chordata; Lepidosauria; Squamata; Lacertidae.